Molecule: messenger RNA, 1218 nt
Organism: Aspergillus caelatus
Lineage: Eukaryota; Fungi; Ascomycota; Eurotiomycetes; Eurotiales; Aspergillaceae
Product: pectin lyase fold/virulence factor
Exons: 1
Coding region: 1-1218 (405 amino acids)
Biological process (GO): carbohydrate metabolic process
Molecular function (GO): polygalacturonase activity
Source: RefSeq, a predicted model, not a curated record
AUGCAAUUCGGCCACGCGAAAAUAUUCCUCCUUCUUCUGACCCUAUCCACGCCGGUUUUGUCCCGGCGCAUUGGUCAUAAACACACACAUGUCGCCGAACGACAAGCCCCUGCAUGUACGCCAACUGCUGGUGGAUCACCUACUGUUGAUGAUGUACCAGCCAUUGAGUCGGCCAUGGCUGCUUGUCCGUCAGGCACAAUUUUGAUUCCACCGAAGUCUACCUAUCAUAUCAAUUCCGAACUUUCAUUCGCCAAGUGCUCCGGCUGCAGUUUGCAAGUCGAGGGAACAUUGUUGGUAUCAGACGAUACGAAGGCCUGGAGCGGCAAAGACGCGGUCUUGAAUCUCGAGGACGUCACCGGCGUCAGUAUUAUUUCGAAGACCGGGGCUGGUGUUAUCGAUGGCAACGGGCAAGCCGCCUGGGACCUCCUAAACAAGGACAAGAAUUAUUCCCGUGUCAAGUGUCUACUCUAUCUCACUGGCAAAACCUCCGGUGUCACUGUGUCAGGACUUACGAUGAGGAACCCGCCAAAUGUUUUCUCUUCAGUUAAGCAAAGUGUUACGAAUGUGACCUAUACAGAUUUGAUUCUCACAGCCAUUUCCAAGAGCGAUGCACCAGCGAAGAAUACCGACGGUUUCGACCUUGGCGGGACUGGCAUUCGCAUGGAAAACAUCAAAGUUGAGAACGGUGACGACUGCAUUGCCAUCCAGAAUGGCGCCGAAGAUAUCACUGUGAACAACAUUCAAUGCACCGGGUCCCACGGUCUUAGUAUCGGUAGUAUUGGCAAAACGGCCGGCAAAGUCGACACCGUCAAGAAUAUUCAUUUCAAAAACGCUAAGAUGACUAAAUGCUCCAAAGCAGCUGGAAUCAAGAUCUACUCGGGAGGGUACGGCACAGCGGAGGUCAGCAACGUCACCUGGGAGAAUGUCAUGGUGGAUGGUACAUCGUACGCUUUCCAGGUCCAGAGCUGCUACGGAUCCGACGAGAAGGAAUGCGCUUCUCAACCUAGUACCGCGAAGCUGACCGACAUUGUCGUCAAGGGGUUCAGCGGCAAAACGGAUAAGGAUGAGCCGGUCGCCAGCAUCAAUUGUCCUGCCAAGGGCACCUGCGGGCUUUCGUUGACUGAUAUGAAGGUCCAGUCUACUAAUGGAGGCGAGGAAUACCAAUGUUCUAAUGUCGGAUCCAUUGGUGUCAAAUGUGUGCCGGGUGCGAGUGGCUAA